AACAGAACCCCUCUUCUCUCUCUCCCCGCUCUCUCUCUAGCUCCGGCCAAACUCCGGCGGCGCGGCGGCCAACAGAAGGAAGAACCGCCCGAUGGGGAAGAGCAGGGGGCGGGCGUCCAGCAGCGGCCUGGCGGCGUCGCUGCUGCCGGAGGCCCAGGGCGCCGUCCCCGUCGUGGGGUUCGGGGGCUACCACGGCGCCUCCCGCGUCGAGCCCGCCGCCUCCUCCUCCUCCGCCGACCCCGACGGCCCGGUCCGCCUGCCGCCCGACGUGGAUGCCGAGGUGCUGCAGCACCUGAGGAGGCUGGGAAGGAAGGACCCCACAACCAAGCUCAAGGCAUUAUCUACCCUCUCCAUGCUCUUUGCGCAAAAGCCUGGCGAGGAAGUCGUGCAAAUAGUACCACAAUGGGCAUUCGAGUACAAGAGGUUGCUGCUUGACUACAACAGAGACGUCCGUCGUGCUACUAAUGAUACCAUGGCUAGCCUAGUGUCCGCAGUCAAGAAGGGUCUAGCUCCACAUCUCAAGUCUUUGAUGGGUCCUUGGUGGUUUUCUCAGUUUGACCCUGCUACUGAGGUUGCACAGGCUGGCCGACGUUCAUUUGAGGCAGCAUUCCCACAAUCAGACAGAAGGAUGGAUGCCUUAAUGCUAUGUGUGAAGGAGACGUUUCUGUACCUAAAUGAGAAUCUUAAGUUAACAACACAAGCCUUAUCUGACAAGGUUACACCGAUGGAUGAAUUGGAAGAUAUGCAUGAGAGGGUAAUAUCAUCGUCACUGUUAGCAAUGGCAACUCUUAUUGACAUUUUGUUAGGAGUAAAAUUACAAAGUGAUGGCGGUGACAGUAUGAAUACCGAAAGCAAAAGUCAUUCAAAAGUUCGAUCUGCUACAUUGUCUUCUGCUGAAGCUGCACUUUCUAUGCAUAAAUAUUUUAUUGAUUUUCUGAGGUCUAAAAGUGCUGUUAUACGGUCGGCUACAUAUACUCUGCUUACAAGUUAUGUCAAAUAUGUUCCUAAUGUUUUCAAUGAAGAAGCCAUGAAGAUACUAUCUUCUACUCUGCUUGGUGCCUUCAGUGAGAAGGACCCAUUGUGUCACUCUGCUAUGUGGGAUGCAGUUCUUGUUUUUUCUAGAAGGUUUCCAGAGGCUUGGUCCUAUUGCAAUAUUCAGAAGGUUGUGCUCAAUCGGUUUUGGCAGUUCCUACAAAAUGGAUGCUACGGGUCUAAACAGGCCUCAUACCCUCUAAUUGUUCAGUUUUUGGAUUCUAUACCACCUAAAGAAGUUGCUACAGAGCAAUUUGCUUUCGAAUUCUUAAAACAUCUUUGGGCUGGUAGAAACCAGAGGCAGUUAUCAGCUGCUGACAGUUUGGCUUUCUUUACUGCCUUCAAACAGAGUUUUUUGUGGUUUCUUAAAAAUGCGCCGAGAAAUUCUGUAGGAGAUUCUUCAGACUAUAUUCGCAACAGACUUAUAACCAAUGUUCUUGUCAAAAUGGUUUGGCAAGAUUACCUUCAAUUAUCAUUAUCAAAAAACAUGGAUGUAGUUCCCAGUUUGUUGUCUCAAGAAGCAGCUACUGAUGAUCAACAGCUAUCUCAUAAAAAGUCAUUGUUGGCAGCCAAUGUGCGCCACCCUAUUUACUAUUAUCAGGAUUUGGGGAAAUGUAUCGCUGAAAUAUUGGAUGACAUUUCGGUUACUGAAAGGCAUUUGUUGGAAACUGCUUGUGAGUCUCUGUUGAGGGACUAUUUGGACAUAGUUCAGCAAGGGGAGAAGCUAUCAAAAUUUCAGGAUCACGUCAACCAACUUGUAUCUUUCUUUCGUUCUUUAGAUAUACUCGUUGUACAGAAUGGCAGGACAUGGCCGCUGGAAAACUUAGCAAGACCACUGGUUGAACGUUCUCUGCCAGCUAUUAAGUCAAUGGACUCCCCAAGUCUUGUUGAACUCCUUUUAGUUUUGGUUGAAAUAUUCGGGCCUGCCCCCCUGUUCUUGAAGAGUUCUGAGAUAAAUGAUGAUAAAUCAUAUGUUGAGCCUUAUCUGAGUUUAUUCGAUGCUGAUUUUGUCCCUUGGUGCUUGGAUGGGAAGUAUAGCACCUGCAGCUCAAAGAUUGAUUUAUUGCUGUCUUUAAUUCAAGAAGAGUGCUUCUUUGACCAGUGGUGUUUGAUCAUCAAACAUACUAGAGCUAAACAAAAGCAAUCUGUCGAUCAUAAAAUCUCACACACUAAAGGCCAAUUUGAACUGCUCACACUUAUACUUCAAAAAGUCAGAGAAAGAAUUGCUGGUGGAAAGAUGAAAAAUUUGCAGAGAAGUGGUUCCCUGCCAGAACAUUGGCGACAUGAUCUAUUGGAUUCUGUUGCAGUUUCUGUCUUCUGUGAUCUGCCUGCUACAGAUUCUCAUGUACAUUUUCUAUGUGCUGCACUUGGUGGCUCCAGUCAAGAUGAUCAAAUUUGUUUUCUUUCUGCUGAGGCUGUUUGCAAAAUUCGUGGAUCCAUUUUGAAGUCUUUGGCAUCGGUACUCAUCACAUCAACUUUUGAGUGGACAAAGUCUUCACGUUUUCUGUUGUUGCCCAUGGAACAUGAGCAUUCCAAGAUUCUAGGGGAACAGUCCUUGUCAGCAAACCUUGAGAUAGCUCAGCUUGCUUUUCAAGUUCUCGAGCGUAGCUUGUUUGCCCUAAAGACACAUGAGGAAGAUUCUGUUUUUUCUCAUAUUCUGUCUGCUCUGUUCAUCAUCGAAUGGGAAUGCAGCAUGGCUUUAGUUCUUGCAGAAGAGAGUGAUUUGAAAGGUCAUAAGGAAGAAAUCAAUGUUGAGGCUUUGAUGUGCAAUACUUCAGAUGAUCAUUUGGAUGAGACGGUACAUCUGAAGGCUAACCUUGCAGAACGUAUACAUGCUUUUCGCCAAAGCUUAAUUCCAUCCUUUUGGAAUGACCUUCAUUCAGGCACUUUGAAUAGGCUGGUGAAUAUUCUAGCUCAGUCUGUCAGGUAUGCUGUAUUUGACACGGUAGACUUGCCUAUUGAUAGGACAGCAGUCUUAUGUUCUGAGUGGGUGGUGGACAUGUUGAGACUCAUUUGUCUUGAUCACAUAAAGUUGCAAAGCUUUUUUGAUGCUUUGUUAUCUGAGGGAGAAUAUUGGCCGCUCUGGGUGAAACCUUCUUUACAGAAUGGCCAUGCAUCAGUGAAGAUCCAACGCGAGCCGCUUACAACAGAUGGAACUGAACUUAAACAUCAGCGGUUCGUUGCUUUUGUUGACAAGCUUGUCCUAAACCUCAGCUUUGGUGAAGUGAUUUUAGCACCUCUUUCUUCCUUCUCUAGAGCAUGGGUUGCUGCAGAGAUGAUUUGCACUUGGAACUGGAAAGGAGGAAGUGCAUUUAGCACAUUCUUACCUUCUCUUGUUCAGUACAUGAAAACAGAGCCAGGUCUUGAGGUCAGCUUCGUGUCCCUGUUGCUUGACACAUUGCUAGAAGGGGCCCUUAUGCACGAGAGUAGUGACUGGGCACUGUUCAAUUCUUGGCACCUCUCUGACAGUGAGAUUGAGAAAAUUCAAGACCGUUUUCUGCGUUCUCUUGUGGCUUUGUUAUUUACUGCUUACACCAAGGAAUCUGUUUUGAGAGAAUCCGAUGCACAUGUACUUUUUGAACAGCUACGGAGUAGUCUUUUUAUUGGUUCAGCAGUAAAUAGAAAAUGUUUAAGGACUCUUCCCUUUGUCAUGAGUACAAUCAUCAAGCCCUUGACAGAAAAAGUGAGAUUGAAUGAAGCUUCUCCGUGCACUGAUUUGUUGGGGAAAAGCAUAUUGAGUUGGCUUGAGGAAGCCAUCUCUUGUUUGUCAUCGAGCCCAAGGGAAGUAGCACAACAAGAUAUCGAGGAUUGGAUGCAAGUGGUGUUAUCUUGCUUCCCAUUGAAGAUAACAGGAGGAACAUCAAAACUGAUAGUUAAGUUUGAACGUGAGAUCAGCGAUGCAGAAACAUCAUUACUGCUUACUUUGUUUUCGAGGUACCAGACUUUCUAUGGUAGCGCAGAUCCAUCUCUGUCCUCUAGGGAAACUAUCCUAUCAAAAACUGUUGAACUUUUGGGAGUGAAACUAACAGCAGUUAUGGUUGGUUAUUGCUGGACAAAACUUGGUGAAACUGAUUGGUGUUUUGUGUUCCGUAUUCUACGUAAGUGGAUAGAAUCGUCUGUAUUACUUGUUGAAGAAAUGACAGACAACAUCAAUGAUGCUGCGGUAAACCAGACAUCCGCUCAAGAUAUCUUGGAGAAGCUUAAAUUGAUAGCUUGCACUAUGGAAGACCUAACAUUUACUUUUGCUGAAUCCGCUUUGGUUACACUGUGCCACCUCAACCUUGUUGACAAUCUCCAUGAAACGGAUAAUUCCCCAAAUCUGCAGCUUAUUAGGUCAGGGGAGUAUGCAGAGAGUAAUGACAAGAUGAUGGAGAAUAUCCUCCGUUUGUUCUUGGCUUCUGGUGUUUCAGAAGCAAUUGCGGGAUCGUGUAGUGAAGAGGCUUCAUCCAUCAUAGCUUCAAGUCGUGUGGAUCAUCUGCAUUUCUGGGAGCUAGUGGCAUCAUUCAUCAUCGAUGCUUCACCACAGAUUAGAAGAUCUGCACUGGACUCCAUGAAACUGUGGGGGCUUACCAAGGAAUCCGUCAGUGGACUAUAUUCAAUUCUUUUCUCCUCAGAGCCAAUAUCUCAUCUACAGUUUGCAGCAUACUCUCUACUUAUGUCUGAGCCGCUCUGUCAACUUUCAUUAGUCAAAGGGUCAUCUGUAGGAGAAAUAGGAGAAAUCCCUUCGUCAUCUCAGGAGUCUGAAAUGGGUCAAAAUAUUGAGUCGAUACCAGAUUCUGAGAAGGCCCUAUACCUCAGAGAUGAAUUAACGGCCUUGAUUGAGAUGCCUACUUCUGAACUGGUCAAAACGGAUCUGGUUGCUCUAGAAAGGGUUAAUGUCUUUGUUGCCUGGGCAUUGGUGUUGUCUCACCUGCAGUUACUGCCAUUAUCAUCCGCUACCAGGGAAAAAGUACUUCAGUAUGUACAAGAUAAGAUUAGUCCGAGCAUAUUGGAUUGCAUUUUCCAGCAUAUCCCAUUAAAGACUGCUGCACCUAGCGGGAAGAAAAAAGAUGUUGAACUCAUGCCUGAAGCAAGAGCUGCUGCCGAAGCUUCUAAGGGUGCCAUCACUACAUGUUCACUGCUGCCAUAUGUGGAAUCUCUUUGGCCUGUUGGGGUUUUGCAAAUGGCCUCACUUGCAGGGUCAUUGUAUGGGAUGAUGAUUAGACUACUGCCUUCCUAUGUACGCACAUGGUUUACUAGCUUGAGAGAUCGUUCGCUGUCCUACUCAAUCGAGUCCUUCACUAGAGCAUGGUGCAGUCCUCCUCUGCUACUAGACGAGUUCUCUCAGGUUAAGGAAUCUAUUUAUGUUGAUGAAACUUUCUCAGUUAGCGUGAACCGAUCGGCUUACGAAAUCAUUGCUACAUACAAGAAGGAAGAAACAGGUAUCGAUCUUGUCAUACGUCUUCCGAGCUGCUACCCUCUGCGGCAUGUUGAUGUAGAGUGCACGAGAAGCCUGGGUAUCAGCGAAGUGAAGUGCAGGAAAUGGCUGCUCUCUCUGACAUCAUUUGUCCGCAACCAGAACGGCGCGAUCGCGGAGGCGAUCCGGACGUGGAAGAGCAACUUCGACAAGGAGUUUGAGGGCAUCGAGGAGUGCCCGAUCUGCUACAGCAUCCUCCACACGAGCAACCACAGCUUGCCGCGGCUGGCGUGCAAGACGUGCAGGCACAAGUUCCACGGCGCCUGCCUCUACAAGUGGUUCUCGACCUCCAACAAGUCGACGUGCCCGCUGUGCCAGACCCCUUUUUAGAAAUGAUGAUCUGUUAGGAAUCACUUACGGAUUACUUUGCUGAGAGAGGAGUAUAUCGAUAGGUGUAUAUUCCCUAGGAUACUUGUUUUGUGCUGUGUGUUUACAAGUUGAGUUAGCUGGGGGAUGAAUGAACCUAGUCAGUUUUGGAACCCAACCUCACGGUUGCGUAAGCAUCAACUGCAAUAUUGUAGCUCUUGUAUGGCGGUAAUUUUGUUUCGCACUUGGGAUCA
This is a messenger RNA of Lolium perenne, 6048 nucleotides long. Its product is annotated as E3 ubiquitin-protein ligase listerin. NCBI's taxonomy places the organism in Eukaryota, Viridiplantae, Streptophyta, Magnoliopsida, Poales, Poaceae. Gene Ontology annotation, cellular component: cytosol; RQC complex. Gene Ontology annotation, biological process: rescue of stalled cytosolic ribosome; ribosome-associated ubiquitin-dependent protein catabolic process. Gene Ontology annotation, molecular function: ubiquitin protein ligase activity; zinc ion binding; ribosomal large subunit binding. The record is from RefSeq and is a predicted model, not a curated record.